Messenger RNA from Haliotis rubra (blacklip abalone), 2212 nucleotides. RefSeq lists its product as uncharacterized. NCBI's taxonomy places the organism in Eukaryota, Metazoa, Mollusca, Gastropoda, Lepetellida, Haliotidae. The record is from RefSeq and is a predicted model, not a curated record. The transcript has 5 exons. Bases 1 to 732 code for a protein of 243 amino acids.
AUGAUGGGUAGAACAGGACUGUCUUUGUGUCUGUGGCUGUUGGUGACCACGUCUCCUGGUCGUGGAGACAGCAUGCCCGGUUUAUCGUGGGAGGUGGAAGAUAUGCUGGUGAAACUGCAGGAUGAUUUAGGAUUAAAGAGUCUAGGAAGCAAGACGCCACUUUACCGCAAAGAUAUGGCUGCUGAUUACGUCGCCUAUUGGCUUAUAGAGUUCAAUAAUGAGGGAUACGUCAUCUUAUCAUCAGGGGAGGCAACCGGUGACUACAGGCUGCUACAACAGGGUUACCUCCCCUUCCCGGUGGCCGUGUUGUCAAGACGGGCAGAAAGACGGGGAUCGUCCUGUACCAGAUUCUAUGUGUUCACAAUAGACGCUGAGCUCCUGUGUGAAGACAGCCAUGGGUCUAUAGCUGCCUCAACCAUGGAUGAACUGCUGGGCAACCCGAGUGAGCUGCAUGACGAACAGUUGGCAAGAGAGUACAGCGCAAUUUCCGAUGGACAGCGCUACCUGGCGGAGGAGUGGGACAAAAAGCGUAGAGACAUUCGGGCCAGUCCCGAGUGGAGAACACUCAGCGUAGUGCGCGCAGGACAGGAAGUACAGCAGGUUUACGAAGAACCUGUCAUGAUAGCCGAGAGCAGGCAGUUGCUGUUGGAAACGCCACCACUGUUCGCAUACGCGUCUUCGACGAAACUGCUACCUUUGAUCCCUUUGUCCUUGUGCCCCAAACUGAAGUGAAACAGAACUCUAACCUACAGCAAAAUGCAUGCAUUCUUACAAAAUUAUGUUCAAGUUCGGAUCUGACCUUAAUCAAUCCAGAAAAAAUACAAACAGACGAAAAUGGCCUUCGAUACGUUCCCGUGCGAUUCGGCAUCACGUUAAUUCCAGUGAGGUUUCAGAUUGAGGUGUACCUCUCUGACGGAUCGGUUGCUGUACGCAACUUCCGGUUGGACGUUUCCUUAACACGCGCUGCUGAUCAGCCGAUGCACAUCUACAGUGUUCCGUUAGAGGAGGAGUUCCCAGAUUAUUGGGAGCCUGCACUGAACGCUACAAUCAGCAGACAGUACCACCAAUGUCAGGUGGGCGACGGGACAGUAGCAUGGGCCAUGGUACUUGGUUAUUACGACCGCCGUUCGUCAGCGAGACCACGUGAGUUUGGUACUGCUGCUCAAGGUCUCUUCAGGUGUGGACCAUUUGGCUUCCAUGGCGAUAAGAAAUGUAAAGCUCCAAAGAAAAAUAACGCUUCUUUUGAAAAGUAUCUUGAAUCAUUGAAACGUCGACUGAACGUCAUUUGUAAGGGCGACGUUGGUGUAAUGCCGGACACAAUGAUGGCCAACAUCCAGCCAGUGUUUCAUCAUUUGAUGGAGGAGGCUUCCACCGUCGUCGUUACUUACCAGUCAGACAAGAAGUCAUACGGUCUGCUUCUAAACUACUUCCCGAGGGAUCCCGAAGAUGCCCGAAACCACGCGAUCAAGCAUUUGACCAGUAGAGACGCACUUCCGGUUGUGGUAGAUUCCCGGAUGUCAAGGUUCUGGGGCGCUGUUGGCCAGCAUUACGUGGUGGCAACCAAGCUGAGACGAAGGUUCCUGAGGUACAGGGUGUGCACGGGGCGGGGCUGUGGAGACUGGCGGACGGACUUUGAUGUCGAGUGGUACGAACAUGGCGGGUUGGAGUCCAAGGUUGGAGAUGGCUGGCAAAAGGCGAACACAUUCUUUGCCGCCGUCGCAUCCUACAAGUAAAACAUGCACUUGGGCUACUGGAUGUAUUUCCAAACGGCUACUGGAUGGCUUCUAAGAAGAGUACAUUGAUUAAUGACACGUUAUGCCAUAAAACGUUUAUCUUUGUUAUGUAACGGACAAUUCACGAUCUGAGACAGGACCUAAAGUUCGGGUGAAAUCAAAACAAAAUAUAUUGUUUUCAAACGUACUGACCAAAAUCUGUGGUGAAAUCGAGACAAAAUUUACAAACGUAUUGAACAUUUCAUAUCUUUUACAUAUUACGCCUCAGCUUAUUAUUGGUUUGCAUAUUAUUUGCUUGUUAAACAUCUGCAGCUUAAAAGUAAUUGACGGUUAUGAAGAUGAUGAUGAUGAUCGAUAUACGAUUUAGGGCCUAAACAUUCAAACCGAGUCUCUAUUAGCGGAUUUACGGCAUGUUUGAUGCAUGUGUUCGUAUUUUGAAUCUGCCAUCAUGGAAUAAACCAAUGCAUCUUUGGAUGGAA